GUAUAUAUCAACGGCCGCGACGGGGUCACACUGGUGGAAAUUAAAAAAUUAAUUUAAUUAACCCAAAGGACUUAAAGGCACCCCUCAACGAACGGCCAUCGCUGGCGACAUGGAAGCGGAGCACCUGAAACGUCUGGAGGCCAAGGAGGCGGACCACAUCCCCGCCAUCCUCGGCGAGUUCAACACGAAGAAUGCGGACCUGCUGAUCUUCGACAGCUUCCGCACGGACAACCAGUGGCACGAGCUGUGGCUGGCCAUCUUUGGCAUUCUGGAGGACCAGCGGCUGAGUCACUUGCAUCCGCAGUGCCUGAACACGGUGAGGAUUCUCACGCGCGACGAGUUCAGCCUGCAGACGAACUACAUCGAACAGGAGGUGAACACGCUGCUCCGGCUGGCCAGGAUCGAGGCGGGCUCCCUCAAGCUGCCGGCCACCCCGGAUGAGCUGAAGCAGCAGGAGCGCGAGGAGCCGCCCAGCCAACUGGACGAGCCCAGCCAGGCCCAAUCGGAGGUGAUAGCCGAGGCGCUGAAGUGCCUGUGCAACCUGGUCUACCAGAGCUCCGACUGCCGGCGCCAGUGCCUGCGACAGCACUGCCUCGACGCGAUCCUCAAGCGGGUGGCCUCCUCGAUGCGCCAUCCCUGCGCCCUGGAGUACUACGACAUGAAGCUGCUCUUCCUGCUGACUGCCCUGGAGCCGGCGGCUCGGUCCCGCCUCCAAAUCGAUCUCAAUGGCCUCACCUACAUGACCAAGUGGCUGGACGACAAGCUGGGCGAGGAGGCCGCCGGCGAGGAGCAGCUAAACAUUAUCUGCGAGCUGCUCAAGGUGAUGUUCAAUGUGACCAGUGCCCCGGACAAGAGUCCCAACGAGUACGAGAUCCAGAGCUUGCAUUUGACAGGAGUGCUGCGGGAGCUGCUCCUGCGCUUCGGCGACAUGGCCACGGACAAGGACCGGGCAGUGGUCACACACGCCAUCAAUCUGCUGACCAACAUAUCGGGCAGCUGCCUAACCGAACUCACCCUGCGCUGCUCCAAUGCCGAGGUGGAGUCCCUCAAGGACAGGGAGCAGGACAAGGAAAAGGAGAGGGAGAAGGAAAAGGAUGCGGAGGCAGGAGCCCGAGCAAAGCCGCGCCAGUGCUGCUCCCAGUGCUUCGAGAAGCGCAAUGUCCGCAGUCUGGACAUUCUGCUCCGCUAUUUGCGGCAAUCCCUGGCCCAGCAGGAGGCCGAGGCCAGCUCGCAUGAGCUGCUCUCGCCGGUGCUGACCGUGCUGGUGAAGUGUGCCCGCAGCGACCGGGUGAUGCGUCACUAUCUGCGGCAGGAGAUUCUGCCGCCGCUCCGGGACGUGAGCCAGCGACCGGAGAUUGGCCAGGAGCUGCGCAACCAUCUGUGCCGCUUCCUCACACUGCCCGCCAUGAUCCUGCGCGAUCUGUCCGCCGAGCUGCUGUUCGUACUGUGCAAGGAGGACGUCGGACGGAUGAUCAAGUACACGGGAUAUGGCAACGCGGCCGGACUGUUCGCCAAGCGGGGCAUACUCGACUGCCGGCGAGUGGAGGGCGCCGACUACUCCUCGGACAGCGAGGACAGCGACACCGAGGAGUACAAGCAGCAGCAGCAGGGCAUCAAUCCCGUGCUGGGCUGCGUCGAGCCGCGCAGCAGGUCUCAUCUGGACGACAUUAGUGAGGAGCAGAAGGAGUACGAGGCCCUGCAGCUGGUCAAUCUCAUUGAGCAGCUGCGUCAGGGCGGCAUCGUCAAGCCGGCGCUGAUUGACAAGGAUGGGCGGCCGCAGCCGCUGGAGCACAUCCUCCAGCUGCAGGAGGAGCUGCCGCAGCAGCAGCUCGACCAGAAGCGGAAAACCUAAGCCUGAACCGAAUCCCGGGAUCUGCUAUGGCACAACUUCCAAAAAGCUACCAAAUAAUCACCCUACACUGCAUUUAUUUAAUAGGUUUACUAUCGAAUGUAGCUUUGAAUGUGUUCCAAAACCAGAAUAGCUUCGCAUUGCUUUCGCUUAAUUGUUAUAUGUAUUAUCUGUCGUUAAAAAUAAGUAUAAAAUUGAGAAUUUUAGUUAAUGAUUCCUUUAUGACAUUGCUCCGAAAACAUCUCAUUAUAAUCCCACAAGUUUGUAUUCAAAAACGAAGUAUUCUCGUUUGGAUUUCCAUGCAAAGCUAUAAGUACUUAAUCAUUUAAUUCGAUAAUGAUUCACCUGUCUUCUAAAUGUUGUAGCUAAACUAUGUAUUAUUGCUAGUGCUAGCUAAAAUCAUUAUAAUCGAUCGUAUUAGAAACAAUUUGUAGAAAUAAUCUCUCACCUUUUAUAAAUUAUUUAGCUAUGAGUUUGACUUUGUUCUUUUUUUCCCACCUAGUUUUGCCUAUUGAUUUGUUUAGCAAUUUGGAGUGUAUUACCAUAGCAUCCCUUCCCAUAGAUAAUGUACCGCUUGAAUCGAUAACUAAAUGCAAAACAAUCGUUGGGGUCUUCCAAUUCCAGGAAGUGGAAAGCAGAUCAACAUAAACGAAUCGAAUAGAAACCAAAACUGAAUUAUAUACACAGACGAUCGCGCAUUGAUCAACAGAUAGGCAAAUCUCUGACUAAUCUUUAUAGUACUUAAGUGAAUGUAUUUAUAAAAAUCCCACUUUUACACUUACGAUCUAAGUACGGGCUCAUGGAAUGGCUCCUAUGCGGAUUCUCGGACCUAAAAACUGUCUUAUAAGACCUAUUUCACUCCCGGCUCCUAAAUUAUAAACUCUAACUCUAACUGUAACUCUAGGAUCUAGCUAAACUAACUUAAAAGUGGGGCACCUUUGGUUCCCACUCAUCCUCAAAUUGUUUGUAUCCAAAGCUAUUCUAUGUUGUAAAUUCCGCAUCAAGAGGGUAAAGAAAGAAUUCCGAAACUUUUAAAGUCACGUGUCUUUGAUCUAUAUACAGGAAAUCCUAUAUAGAGCUUUAUUGUGUUCAAUUUGCUAUAGCGAUAGAAGACCUAAAUAUAUACAACAUACAUCAGAACGUA
Molecule: messenger RNA, 2993 nt
Organism: Drosophila subpulchrella
Lineage: Eukaryota; Metazoa; Arthropoda; Insecta; Diptera; Drosophilidae
Gene: ric8a
Product: synembryn
Exons: 2
Coding region: 110-1852 (580 amino acids)
Biological process (GO): G protein-coupled receptor signaling pathway
Cellular component (GO): cytoplasm
Molecular function (GO): G-protein alpha-subunit binding; guanyl-nucleotide exchange factor activity
Source: RefSeq, a predicted model, not a curated record